AGGAAUUAGUGAAAUUUGUUAUAAGAAAUAAGAAAUAAAAUAUAGAGGAUUAUAGAGAGAGGACACUAGAAUAUUUUUUUUUUCAGAACUGCUGGCGGCGAUCUCCUCUCCUCUACAUCGUCAACCCUACCUUUCCUUCUGCGUUUCGCGUUCAGGUUUGAAUUCCGGAGGGAAAAGAAGAGAUUUUUAAUAGAGUAAUCAUGUUUGGUGUAGUAAGGCGAAGGGUUGCUUCUGGCAGCCCGUCUCCUUGGCUUCUAGGUCAGUCAGCUCAGAAAAUUCGGUCUGGCCUUUCUGCUUCUGCUAGAGUUUCUUCCACUGUUGAAAAAGAGAUUGCGUUUCAUUCAGGCGGAUGUGGAUUUGUAAGGAACUUUUGUAAUAUAACACCUGGAUGCGGGAUUAAUUCUAAAGCUAUGAGUGUGGUUUUUCAUCCAAGGUCAGCAGCUGUUCGAACCUGGGGGCGUCCAUUUUCUUCAGACAGUGGAGAUACGGUUGAUGUUGUGGUCCCUCCUCUAGCUGAAUCUAUCUCUGAUGGAACUCUGGCAAAUUUUUUGAAGAGGCCUGGUGACAGGGUUAAUGCUGAUGAGCCAAUUGCUCAAAUUGAAACAGAUAAGGUGACAAUUGAUGUUUCAAGUCCGGAGUCAGGUGUCAUUCUGAAGUUUCUAGCCAAUGAAGGAGAUACUGUUGAGCCAGGUAACAAGAUAGCAAUCAUUUCAAGGUCUGCUGACGCAACUCAUGUUGCUCCAUCUGAGACUACAUCUGAGAAAGCAGCUCCUCAGCCAACUCAAAAGGUUAGUGAGGAGAAGAAAGCUCCAAAAGUUGAAGCUCAACCUGCUAAAGAGAAGCCCAAACCACCCCCUGCUACAUUGAGUUCUCCCACUGAACCCCAACUUCCUCCCAAAGAAAGAGAAAGACGGGUUCCUAUGACAAGGCUUCGGAAACGAGUUGCUACACGGCUGAAAGAUUCCCAGAACACGUUUGCUAUGCUCACAACCUUCAAUGAAGUUGAUAUGACUAAUUUGAUGAAGCUCCGUUCUGAUUAUAAGGAUGCUUUUGUUGAGAAACACGGAGUCAAGUUGGGGCUUAUGUCGGGCUUUGUCAAAGCUGCUGUGAAUGCACUCCAACAUCAACCAAUUGUCAAUGCAGUCAUUGAUGGGGAUGAUAUUAUAUACAGAGAUUAUAUAGAUAUCAGCAUAGCUGUUGGUACCCCGAAGGGCCUUGUUGUUCCUGUUAUCCGCAAUGCAGAUACCUUGAACUUUGCCGAUAUAGAAAAGCAAAUCAAUGCUUUUGCUAAGAAGGCAAAUGAUGGAAGUUUAUCAAUUGAUGAGAUGGCUGGAGGCACUCUUACAAUAUCCAACGGUGGUGUUUAUGGAAGCCUUUUGAGUACUCCUAUUAUCAACCCCCCUCAGUCGGCAAUCUUGGGUAUGCAUUCCAUAGUGAGCCGUCCUACGGUUGUUGGAGGAAAUAUUGUCCCAAGACCAUUGAUGUACGUUGCUCUAACUUAUGACCAUAGAAUUAUUGAUGGAAGAGAGGCAGUGUUCUUUCUGCGGCGCAUCAAAGAUAUCGUGGAGGAUCCUCGCAGGCUUUUGCUUGACAUAUAAUUUGGAUGGAGUAAAUUAAACCUCAAAAUUCAAAUAGCAUAAUGGGUACCCAUUUGUUUGGCUUUUGAAUUGCGGCUGCCCGUAAUUUAUAAUCUCUAAUGAGCAAACUCUUUAGGAUCAUACUUUCCGUUCGAUAUUAUUCAGCAUGUUUGUGUUUUUUCUGCUCACUAUUCCUCUCAUUUAAUAUGAAGAGGGUCACAGUUUUUUGCUCCAAAAUUGUAUGAAAAAACCCUAAACCUGAAGUAAUAAUGCGAUUUCUUUUCCAUCGCA
This is a messenger RNA of Vigna angularis (adzuki bean), 1868 nucleotides long. RefSeq names its product dihydrolipoyllysine-residue succinyltransferase component of 2-oxoglutarate dehydrogenase complex 1, mitochondrial. Gene Ontology annotation, biological process: tricarboxylic acid cycle. The transcript has 15 exons. Gene Ontology annotation, cellular component: oxoglutarate dehydrogenase complex. The record is from RefSeq and is a predicted model, not a curated record. The coding region runs from base 201 to 1598 and encodes 465 amino acids. Gene Ontology annotation, molecular function: dihydrolipoyllysine-residue succinyltransferase activity. Lineage: Eukaryota; Viridiplantae; Streptophyta; Magnoliopsida; Fabales; Fabaceae.